AUGGCUUCUGUUGAACAAAAGCCCAAAAUUGAAUUCCUCGAAGAUGUUGAGGUUAAAGAGACCAGGACGGGUGAGUGGGAGAAGUUAGGUGUCAUUUUCAGUUGCUGCUGGUUCUCGAUCAUGUCCUUGUCGGUAGUUGGAGGAUUGGGCGCCAUACUCGGCGUCUUCUUCGAGCUCUAUAUCCCUCAAGGUCACAGCUCGACGCAAAUUGUCUGGCUGGCGACAUUCCCGUCGUUGUUUGUUGGUAUCGGAAAUUAUCUGAUCCUUCCGUUGGGUCUGGUAUACGGUCGUCGACCAGCGACGAUCGUCUCGAUUGUUGUGCUUCUGGGGUCGACGAUCGGUUGCGCUCUAUCACAGACAUUUGAGCAGCAUCUGGGUCUUCGCAUCCUUCAAGGACUCGCCACGGGUGCCACGGAAUCGCUGCUCCCUCUCAUGCUAUCUGAGAUCACUUUUGUGCAUCAGCGUGGGACCGUGUUUGGUGUAUAUUGGGCAACGCAGAAUGUAGUGACAAGCUGCUUGAACCUGGCCAGUUCGUAUGAGGCCGCUGCUCUGGGAUGGCGCUGGUUCUAUUGGGUCUAUGUCAUUGCUGUCGGAGUGGGACUUGUUAUUGUUGCAUUGAGUUGCUUCGAGACAAGAUACCAGCGACGUGCACAAAUGAUAAAUGGCCAACUGGUCAUCACUGAUGGGUUUGGAGUCACUCAAGUGCUUACCGGGGCUCAAGCCCAGGCCUAUCUGCAAAUGCAAGAGGCAGAAGAUGACUCGAUCAUCCCGGAUGCAGCGCGCCCAAAGAAAACAUAUGUGCAGAUGCUUAGCCCGGUUGGGCCUCCCACCAAGAACCCCGUUCGAACUGUGCUGAUGGCUUGGUUCCAUAUGUUCGAGGCUUUCUCUUCCCCGGGCAUUCUAUAUGCCACUCUUCUAUCUUCAGUAGUGCUGGGAUCUUCUAUCGGCAUCUCGCUGACGUAUGACGCUGUGCUUCAAAGCUAUGGUUGGCCAGCCAAGAGUGUUGGUCUGAUCAACCUGGGUGGUGUAUUCGGUGGCUUCGGGGGUAUGUUAUAUGCUGGAGUUUUUGGUGACUGGUUUAUUCUCCGGAUGGCCAAGCGCUCUGGUGGUGUUCAUAUCCCAGAACAUCGGUUGAUUCUGCUGAUAUUCCCUGGUAUUCUUGCCGUUGUAUCAUUACUCCUCUACGGUUUCACUGCCGACAACAAUGCCACUUGGGGAGGGCCAUACAUGGGAUGGACGCUUUUCCAGGUGGCCUUUGUCUCCGUUUUGAUUUUGUCAACUUCAUUCGCAGCGGAGGCCUGGGAGAAGAACCCCGGACCUGCAUUGGUGGCUGUCGUUGGGACCAAAAACAUCAUCGCGUUUGGUGUCAGUUAUGGUCUGACUCCCAUGGUAGCCAAGUAUAGCUAUCCUACUGCGAUGGGUAUUUUGGCUGCAGUGACCGGGGCUAUAUUCCUACUUGGAAUCCCUGUUUAUUUCUUCAAUCCAGCUUGGCGCCGUUAUAAGAACCGUCAGGAGUCGAAGUAG
This is a messenger RNA of Penicillium canescens, 1524 nucleotides long. RefSeq lists its product as uncharacterized. The record is from RefSeq and is a predicted model, not a curated record. The coding region runs from base 1 to 1524 and encodes 507 amino acids. Gene Ontology annotation, molecular function: transmembrane transporter activity. The transcript has 6 exons. Gene Ontology annotation, biological process: transmembrane transport. NCBI's taxonomy places the organism in Eukaryota, Fungi, Ascomycota, Eurotiomycetes, Eurotiales, Aspergillaceae.